UACUAUUUUAGUAUUAUGUAGCCUAUGUAGGUCCUCUAGUAGCUGUACUUCUUAGUGCGUACGUGCAGUUUGUGAUCGUGCCGUUCGUGGUUCGUUCACGGUCUGUCUGAAAAUCACGAUAUUCAUGCGUUUUUCACCCUAUCGUAUCACCGUAUAUACGAACUAAAAGUUCGAGCUUCAUCCGUGUGUGCUUGUUUAUAUCCUUUACUCUUCAAUUGCGCGUGUAUUUGUAAGAAAUUUAGUAGUGAGUGAAUCGAUAGUCUUUUAGUUUUUGUUUUCCGCUUCUGGAUGGUAAUCAUUAGUCAGUCAUAGUAUCAUCAGAAUAUUUUGUCCGUCUCCAGAUUUUCCGGUGUUUGAGUAAUAUUGCGUCAGAUAUCUUUGCACGGAUUUACACCUGCAUGUUCCUCAUUGUGGCCUUAAUGCGAAACUGCGACCAACAAUUGUGAACUGAAUAAAAUUAUCAAUAAUCUCACGAAGUGAUUGAGUAAAAAUUAAAGGCAUUAAGUCUUAUAAUUCACACCAAUAUGUGAAAAUAUGUAUUAGUAAUGGGACGAAAUCGAAACAGAAGAGUCAGCCACAGUGUUCAGAGUACCAAUGUACCAAUGUCCCAGCGCAGUGACUAUGUUGAUCUGUGUCGCAACAUUAUACGCGACAUGGAUCAGUAUGGAGUAUGUGUGCUAGAUAAUUUUCUAGGUUAUCAACGAGGUAUGACUGUUCUAGAUGAAGUUUUGAACUUAUACAACAUGGGAGUGUUUAAGGAUGGUCAAUUGGUUCGAAAUAAAGCAAGUAAUAAUCUCAAAACAAUUCGAGGUGAUCAAAUUAUUUGGGUUGAUGGCCGUGAGGAUUGUUGCAAACAAAUUGGACAGCUUAUAAGUGAUGUUGAUGCUGUAGUUAUGGGAUCAAACAAAAUGAAUGACAAUGGUAAACUUGGAAACUAUACCAUUAAUGGCAGGACUAAAGCUAUGGUUGCUUGUUAUCCGGGACAUGGAUCUCAUUAUGUCAAGCAUGUAGAUAAUCCAAACAAAGAUGGCCGAUGUAUUACUGCAAUAUAUUAUUUAAAUAAAGACUGGGAUAUAAAAGAAAAUGGUGGCUUGCUAAGGAUAUUUCCAGAAGGUUGGAGUGAUCAAGUGGCUGAUAUAGAACCACUAUUUGAUCGUAUACUAUUUUUUUGGUCUGAUCGAAGAAAUCCUCAUGAAGUUCAACCAGCUUUCAAAACUAGGUACGCAAUUACUCUUUGGUAUUUUGAUGGAAAUGAGAAAGAAGAAGCUGGAAGAAAAUUUCAAGAUGCAAGUCAGUCUAAUAUCUGUUGUUAUCAAAAUGCGACUUAAAUAGUAUGCACGUUCCAUAGUCUUGAAAAUAACAGUAAUAUAUUUCAUUGACUAGUAAAUUGGACUCUUGAAAUUCUGUACUGAUCUUAAAUAAGAAUUUAUGUUACUUAAGAUGAUCUGCACACAGAUCAACUCAGUAAAGGGGUUAAUGUUUUCAAUCUGUGAUUUAGUUUACUAACCCAAGUACAAUUAAUUCCUUAAUAUAAUUCAAAUAAUUAAUUUUGGAUUUUAAAUAAAUGGCUCAAACCAUUUAACCUGUAGGUAGAUAUAAGAAAAAAAAUACUUAGUAUUUUUUUUUAAUUUGUUGAAAAGAAAAUUUGUAUAUUUAUA
This is a messenger RNA of Melanaphis sacchari, 1658 nucleotides long. It is a transcript of the gene Hph, whose product is annotated as egl nine homolog 1. The record is from RefSeq and is a predicted model, not a curated record. The transcript is spliced from 6 exons. The coding region runs from base 546 to 1328 and encodes 260 amino acids. Gene Ontology annotation, molecular function: ferrous iron binding; peptidyl-proline 4-dioxygenase activity; L-ascorbic acid binding. Gene Ontology annotation, biological process: peptidyl-proline hydroxylation to 4-hydroxy-L-proline; cellular response to hypoxia. Gene Ontology annotation, cellular component: cytoplasm; nucleus. Lineage: Eukaryota; Metazoa; Arthropoda; Insecta; Hemiptera; Aphididae.